This is a messenger RNA of Arachis duranensis, 4375 nucleotides long. RefSeq lists its product as uncharacterized. Lineage: Eukaryota; Viridiplantae; Streptophyta; Magnoliopsida; Fabales; Fabaceae. The transcript is spliced from 12 exons. The record is from RefSeq and is a predicted model, not a curated record. The coding region runs from base 640 to 4083 and encodes 1147 amino acids.
GUUAGAAAACUAGGUUUGAUUGGGUAUAUAUAGAUAUAUAUAUAUAUACCAAUGUAUAGUCAGCUGAAGUGGCAGAUGCUUAGCUUCUUCACUUAAUCGAUUGUCUUGGGUUCGAGUCAUGGAAAUUGAGUAAUUGAUACUGGGGAGGACUUUGUUGUGUCUGAGAUCUCGUUUUCUCGAAUAGGACUAUCUACUUAUUGUUCCACCAAAAGAAAAGAAUCAAGUAUAAGCAGGGAUGAUCACAGGAAGAGACGAAAGGGGGAGUUGGGACCAAAAGAUAAGCAAUAUAAGUUCAGAUUUAAUGAUAUGAAAAACCAAGAAGUGGGGAAUCAAACCAUAGUCCCAUGGUGAGGUAGGAAAGUGUGUAAUGCUUGUUAGAAUUUUGUAUUCUAAAAAAUGUCGUCCAAUAUGUUACAUCAGAAAUUAGUCUGAGUGUAUUGUAAAUUACCGCGUAACUGUCUUGUGACCAACUGCAUUGGCGGUUAUUGAGACAGUUUGUUCUCUGAUGGUGAGAACAUAUAUAAAGCAUCUUUUGGUUCCCAAUUCUGAUCAUCAGAAACACUUUGGUUCCAUCUCGGUUGGUGGUUCAAGAAUUGAAAAAUUCCAAAUUGAAUCAAGGAUUCUCAAUUAAACAAGGCUAUGGCUGGAGAAAUGGUGGAAUUGUUGUUGAUUAAUGGGGGUACUGGGAAAAUGCGGCGUGCUGAGGUGACAGUUGAGGAACUGCUGGUGGACAGAGCAGUCAAGGAAGAAUGCACAUAUGAGAAUCUUCCCAAAAGGCUGCAAGCAACUGUGUCUUCCAAAGAUGAAUGGCACAAAAGGAUAGUUCAGCACUGCAUAAAGAAGAGACUUCAAUGGAGUAGUUGUUAUGCCCGGAAAGUCAGUAAAGAAAAUGAAUAUUAUGACGAAAUGAUACCGUACUUGCGAAAGCAUCUUGCUCUAUUUCCAUAUCACUUGUCAGAGUACGUGUGUCGUGUAAUGAGAGUAUCAGCUUUCAGAUAUUACUGUGAUAUGCUUUUUGAAGUAAUGAAAAAUGAGCAACCUUAUGACAGCAUCCCAAAUUUUAGUGCCGCAGAUGCUUUAAGACUUACAGGAAUUGGGAGAAAUGAAUUUAUUGAUAUAAUGAACAAGUGCAGAUCUAAGAAAAUCAUGUGGAAAAUAAACAAGUCAAUAGCAAGAGAACAUUUGCCUACUCAACCUGUGGAUUUUCCAAUUGAACCAUGGUGGGGAGUUUGCCUUGUCAACUUUACAUUGGAUGAAUUUAAGAAACUCUCCGAAGAUGAAAUGGCCACAAUAGACAAAGUCUGCAAGGAAGAGGCAAAUUCAUUUGUCAUGUUUGAUGCUGCUGUUGUAAGGGGUCUUAGCAAACGAGGACUGGUCUACUUUGACAUUCCUGUCUAUCCUGAUGACCGACUCAAAGUUUCCAGGCUUGAAGGUUUUGUUUCUAACAGGGAGCAGUCUUUUGAAGAUCCUAUUGAAGAUUUGGUGUAUGCAGUUUUUGUUGUUUCAAAUGAAAAUGCAACUGUUAGUGAGUUGGCAACAACGCUACAGGCUGAUUUGUCACAUCUGCAGGCAGCUGCUGCUUUUAUGUGUAGAUUGGGAUGGGCAACAAAAGCAAUGGAUCCUCAACCUGUUGUUCUAGAUACAAGUAUACCUGGUUCUCCUAAGAGUGUAAGUGGUGAUGAAGAUGCCUUUAGUGCUUGUUUGGGUUCAGAGAAUCAGCUUGUUGAUGGUGAAUCCAUUCAAGGGGAUACUCCACGUUCAAAGAACCAUGGCCAUCGUUCUUCUUAUACUCGUGUUGCUUUCAUGGUUGAUGCCAAUAUUACUUCAUAUCUUAUGAUGGGUUCUGUUUCACCAGGUCUGAAAUCUCAUGCAGUAACACUAUAUGAAGCGGGGAAGUUGGGUCAUGCCAGCAUUGAUGAUCUUUGCAAGGAUCUUAGUACUAUAGAGGGUGUAACAUUUGAGGGAGAACUACAGGAAUUCGCAGAUCAUGCAUCUAGUCUGCGUUGUGUAUUAGAAUGUCUACAAUCAGGGGGAGUACUAACUACUGUAGCUAAAGAAGAGGAGGAAAUUGAUUCAAGCAAUGAUGAAGCUAAAGAGGAGGAAGGAAAUGGUAAGACGAGUGCGGUUACUUCAAGCAAUGAUGAAGCUAAAGAGGAGGAAGGAAAUGGUAAGACGAGUGUGGUUACUUCAAGCAAUGAUAAAGCUAAAGAGGAGGAAGGAAUUGGUAAGACGAGUGCAGUUACUUCAAGCAAUGAUGAAGCUGAAGAGGAGGAAGGAAUUGGUAAGACGAGGGAAGUUACUUCAAGCAAUGAUGAAGCUGAAGAGGAGGAAGGAAUUGGUAAGACGAGGGAAGUUACUUCAAGCAAUGAUGAAGCGGAAGAAGAGGAAGGAAUUGGUAAUAUGAAUAUGGUUACUUCAAGCAAUGAUGAAGCUAAAGAGGAUGAAGGAAUUGGUAACAUGAGUAUGGUUACUUCAAGUAAUGAUGAGUCAAGUUCUGUGAUCACAGCAGUAUCUUCUGCAGAAAAGUCAGAAAACUCUCGUAUUUCAGAGGCUGAUAUAAACAAUGAUAAUUUAUUAGAUUCAGAAGAGCAUGAGGAGACUUCUAUUUCCUCUGAACCUGUUCCUAGUAGUAUGAAGGAUGAAACCCAUCAUAGUCCAUCGGAAGAUGACAGUGGUCACAUUCAUAAAGCUAGUAAGUCAGACACACAUAUCCCGGUUGUUGAGAAUCCAUUAAUACUUGGAAUAGAAAAGCUAAAAAAGAGAAAGAAAUAUCGUGUAGAUAUCCUCCGCUCUGAAAGUUUGGCUUCUCUUGCACCAGCAACUCUUAAUCGUCUAUUUAUUCAUGAUUAUGAUAUAGUUGUGUCCAUAGUGCCUCUUCCUAGUUCAUCAAUUCUUCCUAAACCCACAGGUCCAAUUCAUUUUGGUCCUCCUGCCUAUUCUUCUAUGACUCCAUGGAUGAAAUUGGUAUUAUACUCAACUAUAGCCCGUGGUCCUUUAUCAGUUGUUCUGAUGAAAGGACAGUGUCUGAGCCUACUUCCUGCUCCAUUGGCCGGUUGUGAGAAAGCCCUUAUAUGGUCUUGGGAUGGUUCAGCAAUAGGAGGGUUAGGAAAGAAAGUUGAAGGGAAUUUAGUAAAGGGUAGUAUACUCCUACAUUGUUUAAAUUCGCUUCUUAGAUAUUCGGCUGUGUUGGUGCUUCCUCUCAGUAGGGCUGAUCUUAGUAAAUCCGGAAAUGUAAUUACUUUGGAUAUUCCUUUGCCCUUAAAGAAUUCAGAUGGGACUGUUGCCUCUGUAGGAAAAGAGUUAGGACUGUCUGAAGAAGAAAAUUCUAAGUUGAAACCUCUCUUAACUGAGUUGGCAAAAACGGCAGAACUGUCAUCAGUUGGUUACAUUCGCCUGUUGAGAUUAUUUAGUGGACGAGAAUCAAAUAAACGCUCUUCUGGCACAUAUGAUUGGGUUCCAUUAAGUGUGGAAUUUGGGAUCCCGCUAUUUAGUCCAAAAUUGUGCAGUAACAUAUGCAAAAGGAUAGCUUCAUCGGGAUUGCUUCAGUGUGACUCAUUUAGUGAACACCAUGAUGCAAUGGUAAGCUUAAGGAAAAAGUUACGCGACGUUUGUGCCGACUAUCAAUCAACCGGUUCAGCCGCAAAGCUUCUUUACCAUAAAGAGCAACCCAGGGACUUCUCUGGACCAAUAACAAACUAUGCUAGCGGAAGAUGGAAUUCAUUUAGGGAUGCUGCUUCUCCCAUUUCAGGGACAUCAACUCCACAACAAAGGGUUAAACUUGCUAAUCGACAACGCUUCCAAACCGGAGUAUUGUGCUUCGAUGGCAGUAACAUCAGAUCAUAUGCAUUAGCUCCUGCUUAUGAAACUUCCACAAGAACUAUUGCAGAAAUGCAGCAUACAGAUACAACUAAUACUGAACUAGAAGAAAAUGAUAGCAAAGAAGCAACCCUCCCGGGCGUUAAUAUUAUUUUUGAUGGUUCCGAGUUGCAUCCAUUUGAGAUAGGUGCUUGCCUCCAAGCUCGCCAACCGGUUUCCUUAAUAAUAGAGGCUGCAACUGCUUCAGCAUCUGCAACAAUCAAAUAGUUACGAAGUCAUUCCUACACAUUACUCCUCUUUGAUACACAUGAAUGACAAUGCUGUGUGCCAUGUGCCAAUGUUAAUGCUACUUCCUGUUUCAUGGUUGAUGAUUGUGCACAAAGUUGGCCUCAAGUUUGAAGAUUUCUUCUAAAUCAGAAUAUUCAAACCAGUUGGAGAGAUGGAGCUCUGGAGACUAAUUAUUUAAUGGUCUUUAAACAAUGUAAAUACAUAUAUGACAUGAAUUUUCUUACUCAUGUCACAUAGUGCACUAUAUUGUAGGGAUUCUUAAUUAAAAUAA